GUAAUGAUUUUCAAGAACUGUAAAAGAAUGGUGGAGAUAGUGGGAAAUCUUAAGUUUUCAGUUGCAAACAAGACAAACUUGUAUUAGGACGGGUCCAUGAUUUCAUGCAAUUUUUGUCCGAAAAACAUACAUUUGUCUAUCACCUUCCCAUUGAAGGUAUUGGAAAGUAUUGAAGGCUUCUUUUCCCUCUAAACUCAUAUAGAGGCUUUUGACUUCGCCUUCCCAUUGUACACUUUCCAGCAUGUGACGGCAAUAAUGGCUGGCAAUUUCGGACGCAGGUUGUACACCAGCUUCUGGGAAGCUACAAAUCCUUUCCUUGGGCGUGGACUCCGGACAAAUCGCACACCACUUUCAUAUGAUAUAGCAAGCUCGGGCAACGUCGUAUGCGACAUUUUGUUUAAAAGACAGAUUAGAAAGAUAUCAUCCCUACCUCCCGGCAAGACGACGCAGAUCACCAAACGAUUCGCUUCCGGAAGUUUUCUUGUACUUGGAAUAGCCCCAAACUCAACUGCAGUAGAGACUGGGACAACCUGUGCGGUGGCUUCAGAAAAGAUCAUAUCGCAUGUCACGCAUAGGACCUACAAGUUCGAUAGAAGGCUUCUUCAUGGCUCAUCAAGAUAUGCAUCGCCAAGAGGAAUCCCCGCAAGUAAGGAUGAUCCACCGAAGACGAAAGCGCAUAAUGAAACCUUGAAAUACAGCAAUGGAAGCUCUAUCAGAAAUGUUAAGUCUCCCGAAAAUGGUGCUACUAUCCAGAAGACAAGGUCAAAGCAGGAAAUGCCUGAGGAGCAACAGUCAGGGCGCCAUCUAAUUGACCGUCUACCACACAUGCCACAGUUACAUCGGCCAACAAAAGAGGAACUAUUAGCUGCAGCCAAUGGCUUUUGGUCUCGACUUAAAGUACGAUUCAAGUGGUUCUCAAUUCGAAGUGUUCGACCUUUUAAUCUCGAUGAGAUAACGGCACUCUUUUCGUGGGUUCUAUUAGGUCAUGUUGUUUGGGUUGUCUUAGGCACAACAACAUUCUUCUCCCUGUUGAUCAUCGCCAUCAACACGGUUUUCGCCCAAGAAACCUUGGCUGGAUGGAUAGGUAAUUAUCUCACGAAAUCGUCUGGGGUGAAAGUAGUGUUCGAGUCAGCGAUUGUCCCCAAGUGGAGGGAUGGUGUAAUUACGUUUAAGAAUGUCUUUGUCUCUAGACGACCCGGUCAGGGGACAGGCCACGUUAGCAAAGGCUCCCCCAAAACUGCUGCUGCUGUGGCUGCGGCCGCAGCGCUCAAUGACCGGCCUACCACGGAAUUGUUGGAUCAGCGGCUGUCAUCGGCCGAAGAGGAUACAAACUACACGCAAUUCGACCUGGCAAUUGAGACUGUCAAUGUUACAUUGUCAUUUACAAAAUGGAUCAACGGCAAAGGACUGCUGCGCGAUGUCGAGGUGAAAGGGAUACGGGGUGUGGUCGACCGCAGAUUCGUUUAUUGGUCAGAUGAUGACCUUGAUCCAAAAUCAUACCGGCAUGAACACAAUCCCGGGGACUUCGAGAUUGAUUCGUUCAAAAUGAGCGAUGUGCUAGUCACAGUUUACCAGCCAGAUAAUUUUAGGCCGUUCCCUAUCAGUAUAUUUUCUUGCGAUCUGCCCCAAUUGAGAAAGCAAUGGCUGUUUUAUGACUUCAUGUCAGCCAAUAUGAUGUCAGGGUCUUUUGACAACUCCUUGUUCACUAUUCAUCCACGGCAGACCCACGGUUUCACCGGAGCACAGUUAGACAAUGGUAUUGAAGAGGGUGGCAGAACGAGCCCGUGGAAGAAGCAUAACCGAAUACGCAUUGAUGGUCUGAAUAUUGAUCAUCUAAACCGCGGAGUGCAGGGGCCAUUUUCAUGGAUCCAUGAGGGAACCGUCGACAUUGUUGCCGAUAUCAUGUUUCCAGAAGAGAAUGAUGAAAGCUUGACCAAAGUAAUGGCUGGCAUUUACGAUCGACUAGAAGCUACUGUCACCUCUACUCAAUAUCGUGAUACCGUAUCAGAAGCUCCCGCUCGGUCUGGUGAGACGGUUUCUGAGGGCGAUCGGCGAUUCCUAGUCACCGACUUACGACUACAUUUGAACAAUGUUAGGGCAGUUGUUCCUCUUUUCACGCGAGAUCUCUCAUAUAUAAACAAUGCCCUCAUCCGACCCAUAGUGGCAUACAUCAAUUCGCGUCGUACUUUCAUGCCUGUUAAUUGCCGUCUUGUCAAACGAGUCGGCGAUUUCGAUGGUAGCUGGACUAUCUUCGAUAGCGGCUUAAUGGACGAUCUUUCAGCAGCGGUGAGUCUACGAUCUUUCUUCCAACAAUGUUAGAGUAAGGCACGCUGAUGUCUCGCAGGUGUACGAUGCAUUCGCACGAGAUGUGGUUGAUGAGCAAGCACGCAAGCGACGUUUUAAGAAGGUAGGUUUUUGGUCCCUCCAAUUAGCUGCUCAGGCUAUUUUUAUGGGCAUGGCCGGAAAUAUAGCAUGACUUGUAUUACCAUCCAAAAUUUUCCCCCUCUAUGUAUGGUUCCCUGGCGUUCAAGGUCUGGACACUAAAGGCGUUACCGAGAUCAAAAGCGUUUUGAGCACCUUAGUCGACGAAUAGACAUCCAGAUUCCCUCGACUCUUGUUUGAGAUUUAUAUUUAUAUUCAACUCUUCUUCCUAGCAUUGGGAGGGCCUAGGCUCCUAUCACGAUCUCUACUCAUCCCCCUUCCCUCG
Molecule: messenger RNA, 2707 nt
Organism: Aspergillus alliaceus
Lineage: Eukaryota; Fungi; Ascomycota; Eurotiomycetes; Eurotiales; Aspergillaceae
Product: mitochondrial distribution and morphology protein
Exons: 2
Coding region: 256-2319 (687 amino acids)
Biological process (GO): mitochondrion inheritance
Cellular component (GO): mitochondrial inner membrane
Source: RefSeq, a predicted model, not a curated record